Molecule: messenger RNA, 4489 nt
Organism: Myotis daubentonii (Daubenton's bat)
Lineage: Eukaryota; Metazoa; Chordata; Mammalia; Chiroptera; Vespertilionidae
Gene: AGBL2
Product: AGBL carboxypeptidase 2
Biological process (GO): proteolysis
Molecular function (GO): metallocarboxypeptidase activity; zinc ion binding
Source: RefSeq, a predicted model, not a curated record
AGGGAGAGAGAGAUGAUGAGAGAAUCAUUAAUCCGCUGCCUUCUGCACGCCCCACACUGGGGAUGGAGCUGGCAACCCCGGCAUGUGCCCUGACCGGGAAUUCAACCGUGACCUCCUGAUUCAAGUGUCCAAGGUCAACUACUGAGGCCACACCUGCCCAGCGAAAGUAAUUUUUCAUUUCUCGCGUUGAGCUGGCUUUACUUGUUACCUAAUGGAACAGCAACGAAGUUUGGAGUAUGACUACAGGCUUUGUAUUUCAAUCAAUUACCAUUGAUUACCCAAAAAACAGGGCGCAACAACUUUUCCUUGGGAGGCAGGGCCCCCCUCCCCGGAAGCGCCGUCCGCCCCGCCCUCCUGCUUUGGUUUCCUGGUUGCUAGGCUACCGGCGCCCUAGCCGAAAGCGGUGGCGGGUGAGCGAGGUUAGCUCCUCUGCCCCGGGCACAGCUGGGCAUCUGUACCCGCUGUGCCGUGGCCUCCCGCCUCGCCGAGGAUCUUCAACCACCUUAGGCGCCGCGCCCUCCACUGAGCCUGGGACCGGCAGGAAGGAGCGCAGAGGCGGUUGCACCUUUCCCUCCGCGCUUCUCGGAAAUCUCCCUUCCCCGCCACCACCACCCUUCGGGAAACUGCCCUUCACGCCUUACCCGGACCAGGAAGCCCUGAACCCCUGAAUUUCGGGCCUCUGACUUUUCUUUUCCAUCCACCCCGAGACAACUUUUCUCGUUUUUUUUCACAUCUUGCGGCACCUUUCUGCUUCGGAGAGGAAAGCAUGGGGCCUGCCAGGGUAAGGGUGCCUCGGGAGGAGAAGGCUGGAAGACGUGUCGCCCUCCCUAGUUUCUCAGCUUCUGUGUAAUCAGCUGACCUUUUGGAAACCGGCAAGGGUUGUGGCUGGAUGCCUAUGUGAAUGACUGGUCUCCAGUAUGCCAUACAGAAGCAACAUGUUCCCAGCAUUGGAAGCAGAGCUAAAGCAGAAGGUCGGUACACACCCCUCUCCAGGAAACUCCACAGAAAUCCAGUACUAGAUAAGAAUACUCUUCCUGAUCCCUAUGAAGUCUUUAUGUACCAUCACCUCCAGUACUAUGGCUACUUUAAAGAUGAAAGAGGCAGUGUACCAAACGUGGCUACGCACCAGCAUGUUUGGAAGAAUAAGCCCCGAUUUGUCUUGAGUGACUCUUUUGGGGGAAGAGAUGAUUUGAUACCAGACCACCUGGAAAAGGAGAACCUUCUAUGGCCUACCUGUCUGUCCUCAGCUGUGCAUCAACAGACAGACGCUGUGAGCAAAGAUUCCUUUAUGCUGAGUUCAUCACUUCUCAGGAGCAGACUCCUUCUUCACGAUGAUUUUGGUGAAGUAAACCCAUGUCUUCGGGAACCCCAAGAUCUCUUUGCCUUUUACUCUUGCAGCGGGCAACUGCAGGUUCCCAGGUGGCCAAUAGAAUGCGAGGUCAUCAAAGAAAGCAUUCAUCAUAUUGAGGGAGUUCCACCUCAACCAGAAUAUUUUUAUCAACCUACAGGAAAUGAAAAGGUACCAGAAAUUGUAGGAGAGGAAAAAGGCACAAUUGUCUAUCAAUUAGAUUCAGUGCCCACCAAAGGCUCCUAUUUCACCAGCUCCAGAGUGGGAGGCAAGCGGGGAGUGAUCAAGGAGCUCGCUGUCACACUGCAAGGACCAGAAGAUAACACCCUCCUGUUUGAAUCAAGGUUUGAGAGUGGGAAUCUGCAAAAAGCUGUCAAAGUAGACACCUAUGAGUAUGAACUCACCUUACGAACUGACCUCUACACGAACAAACACACUCAGUGGUUUUAUUUUCGAGUUCAGAACACCAGAAAAGAUGCCACCUAUCGCUUCACCAUCGUCAACUUGCUAAAACCCAAGAGCCUUUAUACUAUAGGAAUGAAGCCGCUCAUGUACUCCCAAUUGGAUGCCAACACCUACAACAUUGGCUGGAGGAGAGAAGGAAAUGAAAUCAAGUACUACAAGAACAACACGGAUAAUGGGCAGCAGUCCUUCUACUGUCUCACGUGGACCAUUCAGUUUCCUCAUGACCAGGACACUUGCUUCUUUGCACACUUCUACCCAUAUACAUACACGGAUUUGCAAUGCUACCUCAUGUCGGUGGCAAAAAACCCUGUCCAGUCUCAGUUCUGCAAACUCCGCACUUUAUGCAGGAGCCUUGCCGGAAAUACCGUGUACCUGCUCACCAUCACCAACCCAUCCCGAACCAGGCAAGAGGCUGCUGCGAAGAAAGCCGUGGUCUUGAGCGCCAGGGUCCACCCUGGGGAAAGUAAUGGCUCCUGGAUCAUGAAAGGCUUUUUGGACUUCAUUCUUAGCAACUCCCCAGAUGCCGAGCUCCUCAGAGAUAUCUUUGUCUUCAAAGUGAUUCCCAUGUUAAAUCCAGAUGGAGUGAUUGUGGGGAAUUACCGGUGUUCGUUGGCUGGCAGGGACUUGAACAGGCAUUAUAAGACCAUUCUGAAGGAGUCUUUCCCCUGCAUCUGGCACACCAGGAACAUGAUCAAGAGACUUCUCGAAGAAAGGGAAGUUCUCUUGUAUUGUGAUUUCCAUGGCCACAGCCGCAAGAAUAACAUCUUCCUAUAUGGCUGUAAUAGCCAUGAUCGCAAGUACUGGCUUCAUGAACGAGUCUUUCCUUUCAUGUUGAGCAAAAAUGUACCAGACAAGUUCUCUUUUCAUAGUUGUAAUUUUAAGGUCCAAAAGUGCAAAGAAGGAACAGGACGAGUCGUGAUGUGGCGGAUGGGAAUCCUGAACAGCUACACCAUGGAGUCUACCUUUGGCGGGUCCACCCUGGGCAAUAAAAGAGACACUCAUUUUACCACUGAGGAUCUGAAGUCCCUAGGCUACCACGUCUGCGACACCCUCCUGGAUUUCUGUGAUCCUGACCGAACCAAGUUCAUGCAGUGUCUAGUAGAGCUUAAAGAGCUCUUACAAAAGGAAAUUUAUAAGAAAUUCAAUGAACUUGGACAAGAUACGGAUUUAGAAAGAAGUUGGAAUGACAUCUCUUUCUCUGACAUCGAAUCCAGCACCAGUGGUUCUGACAGUUCCCUCUCAGACGGUCUCCCUGUUCAACUCCUGAACAUAGCACAUGAGUUGCAUCAUAAGAAGACGAUAUACAAGAAGAAAAAAAAGAAGCCGCUUCAGACGAGGAAACAGCGAAAUGAACAGUAUCGGAAAAAUAAUAUGAUACGGGAGUUGAAGUCAACAGAAGAUGCCCUGAAAAGACCAGGAUUUGCUUCCACGAUGCAAAAGCAGCCUUCCUUUUUAAAAUAUUCUGAGAAUGCCAGUUCUUCAACAGUAAAAAAUGAAAGACCAAGGAUGAAUGAGUCACAGUUAAAUGGAAGAGACAAAGACAUCUCCCUGGACCUGUCAAAAGCAAAUAGCUUGAUUCUGACUAAGAAUAAAGAAAGAAAGCAGACAGAAAAGCCAGGAUUUGCAUGCUCUUCAAAGAGAAGCACAAACACCGGCCAAGAGCCAGAUCCGGAUACGAAGCCACACUGGUCCAGGAACAGGUUUCUUGCCACAAAGAGAGGCCACACCACCGUGGCGGGGUGCCCGUCCUUGCACAUAUACACAUUCCCGUAGGGCCCUGGGGCCGCACUACACGGUGCCUCCAUGGCAUGUUUUGGGUGAGCCUCAUUUGUAAUGAGGGAGUUGUGUGGUGGGUAACUACGCUCGUUGGUGGUGUACUGUGUUGUGCAUUCACAUGCACUGACCUUCCACUAUGUGCAUGCCUUCAAGAUGCACACCUCAUUCAUUAAAUUACUUUUCAUAAAAUGAAGCUUCAUUGUGAUGUAUGGAAAAGCUUCCUUUAUCAGAAGUUCAAGUGUGUUCUCCUGGAACUAUAGACAGAAAUACCUCACUUUAACCAGUAGAUAUCCUGUCUAAAAUUAUGGGCAAAUCAAUUUUAAGUGAUAAACUCUGUUUUAAACAUAUUCUGUGAGUGUGCCAUGUUAAAAAUGUGUCACAACUUGCUAGUGAUGUCAAACUGUGGUAUCUCAGACUUGCUCAGGAUGAGAUGUUCCCACAUAUAGAAAACAAUUCAUGUAUUACCCGAAAUUUAAUGUUGCAUAUAUUAUGUUCAACACAGUUAUGUAAGUUUUAAAACCCAUUUAUUAAAAUUAUUUCUCUAUAACCAGUUGUUUCCAUUGAUUGGUUAACUGCAUAAGCUUUUGUGAACAGGAAUUUUAGGUCCCUCACAAGCACCUAUGUUGUCAGCGUGCUAGUAUCAUGUUCAGAAAGGAUCACCCCAGGUCCUCCCAGGCUUCCCAUUUGAAUUACUUUCUUCCUAUCACAUUGGGGUGCAGCCCUACACCUUUUUGCUUUUUCUUUUAAAUAUAUUUUUAUUGAUUUCAGAGAAGAAGGAAGAGGGAGAGAGAGAUAGAAACAUCCAUGAUUCGCUCAUCAUGGAUCAGCUGCCUCUUGCAAGUCCCCCACUGGAGAUCGAGCCCACAACUCAGGCAUGUGCCCUUGACCGGAAUCGAACCU